Dothidotthia symphoricarpi CBS 119687 is the source of this 714-nucleotide messenger RNA. RefSeq lists its product as uncharacterized. The record is from RefSeq and is a predicted model, not a curated record. The coding region runs from base 1 to 714 and encodes 237 amino acids. Lineage: Eukaryota; Fungi; Ascomycota; Dothideomycetes; Pleosporales; Dothidotthiaceae. The transcript has a single exon.
AUGGCAGAUGAAGCAUACCAUUCCGAUGACGAAGCUCCACUGCCCGCAUGCUUUACCCUGAAAGAUGAACCAUCAGAUGACGAAGCUCCCCUCCCCACGCCCUUCAUUCUAGAAAACGAGGACGCAUCUUCCCCCGCCAACGACCAUACAGCAGACACAGACAACGAACAAGACACCAACGAAGAAAACACCAACGACUGCGACGACACCCCGCUAUCUCCCGCCAGCGUCUCAGACUGGUCAGAACCAGACUCGGAUGACGAUCCCCUUGCUGUCUCGCUCGAAGAGGCGGCUGAUAGGCAUUUCGCUGCGGAAGUGCAGGCGCGGAUUGAGGCGGAGGAAAGACCUGUUCGGAAGGCGGGGGCUGGGGGUGAGAUAGUUCGGGAUGGGGGUGGGUGUGAAGCGGAGACGUUGGAUGUCGAAGCACCGGAUACGGCGCGGAUUGAUGAGCACCAAGAAACAUCUACUGGGAAGCUACCACAAGAUAUGGAGGAACAACUAGCCCAGAAACUGCAAGCGGAAAGACCAGAAUCCGACACUGGCAGUGACGAUAGCGUAUCUGUCUCUUCCUCAACACAAGACCGAGAAAUCGCAGAUCUGGAGAAGAAGGCAGAGACCCUGGGUGAACUGAUGGAAUACCUCCGCUCCAAUGCCCCGCGACUAAAAGAUCUGCAAGGUGUGGUUAUCGACGACGAAACGUCUAUCCUCGACUAG